AUGGCUGACAGCUGAAACCCGCGCGACGGAUCCCACUCACCGCACAGCCUUCAGUUCUUCCUGCUCGGGCAGCAUGAUGGAGGUGGAAGGUCCCUGGAAAGAAGUGUUCGAGGGCUCGGAGAGGAAGGAGACGUCGGAGGAAGCAGAGGUGCUGUUGGGCUCCUCUCGCUCUGUGGCUCCUCUAGUGGACUGGUCUCCGUCCAUCAGACGCUCACAGCCCAUCGUCAUCAACGUCAACCGGGCGAAGGGCGUCAACUCCUUCUCUUACUCCGUGCCAUCGAUACCGAACCCGUUUCCGGAGCUGUGCAGCCCCUCAAAGUCUCCGGUGCUUGUUGGUUCUCUUCCAUCGCCGUCCAGCAACAAGCAUCUGAUCAAGGUGUAUGGCGAGGACAGCCACAGCAGGUCGGUGUGGGUUUCUCGAGGAGCGACGACCAGAGAGGUUUGUCACAUGUUGGUCCAGACGGCUCACUGCAGCGACCACCAGAACUGGGCUCUGCUGGAGCUCCACCCCACGCUGGGUCUGG
Anarrhichthys ocellatus (wolf-eel) is the source of this 524-nucleotide messenger RNA. RefSeq names its product growth factor receptor-bound protein 7-like. The annotation marks the transcript as partial. Lineage: Eukaryota; Metazoa; Chordata; Actinopteri; Perciformes; Anarhichadidae. The transcript is spliced from 4 exons. Gene Ontology annotation, biological process: signal transduction. The record is from RefSeq and is a predicted model, not a curated record.